AUGGGUCUUUUCUUCAACAAACCCGAGCACGUGGACGGGUCUGCUCGACCCGCCAUCUUGAUCGGCGCCUUCGUGGCCUUUGGUGGUGUCUUGUUUGGAUAUGACACUGGAACCAUCGGAGGAAUUCUUGCCAUGAAAUACUGGAGACAGCUCUUCUCUACAGGCUACAUCAAUCCGACCGACGACUUUCCAGACGUCACAGCCGCGCAAACCUCUGAGAUCGUCUCAAUUCUCUCCGCCGGCACUUUCUUCGGUGCCCUCCUCUCUGCGCCGUUGGCUGAUACCAUUGGUCGUCGAUUCGCCAUGAUUUUCAACUCUUUCGUCUUCACGGUCGGCGUCAUCCUACAAACUGCUGCAACUGCGAUCCCGAUGUUUGUAGCAGGCAGAUUCUUCGCCGGCCUCGGCGUUGGUCUUCUCUCGGCAACCAUUCCACUCUAUCAAUCGGAAACGGCACCGAAAUGGAUUCGAGGAGCUAUCGUAGGAACAUAUCAAUGGGCUAUCACAUUCGGGCUUUUGAUCGCAGCGAUCGUGCUGAAUGCAACAAAAAAUCGUCAAGACACCGGCUCUUACCGAAUCCCUGUUGCAGUACAGUUCGCUUUCGCCAUUAUUCUGGUGGUUGGAAUGAUCAUCCUCCCUGAAACACCUCGUUAUCUCAUCAAGAGGGGUAAACUCGACGCUGCUGCCCGAUCUCUGGCUCGUCUUCGUCAACUACCAGUCGAUCAUACUGCUGUCGCCGAGGAACUUGCGGAGAUUGUGGCUAACCACGAAUACGAGCUCGCCGUCGGUAGUGCUUCCUAUCUGGAGCUCUUCCGAAAUGCAAGUAUUCGGAAGCGUCUUCUCACCGGUGUUGGCCUUCAAGCUCUUCAACAGCUGACCGGUGUCAACUUCAUUUUCUAUUACGGCACAUCCUACUUCACUCGUUCCGGCAUCUCCAACCCCUUUGUGGUUUCUAUGAUCACCAACAUCGUAAAUGUUGUGAGCACGGUGCCCGGCUUGAUCCUGGUGGAGAAAUGGGGUCGACGACCUCUUCUGCUUACUGGUGCGAUUGGCAUGAGCGUCUGCCAGCUGAUCGUCGCCAGUGUUGGAACUGCCCUACCUGACGAGUCGUCCGCCAACAAGGCGCUUAUUGCCUUUGUCUGCUUCUACAUCUUUUUCUUCGCCUCCAGCUGGGGACCUUGUGCGUGGGUUGUCACCGGCGAAAUCUUCCCCCUCAAAGCUCGAGCCAAGGGUCUUAGUAUCACCACGUCGUCCAACUGGUUGUUGAACUGGGCAAUCGCCUACUCCACACCAUAUCUUGUCAAUCCAGGACCUGGAAACGCGAACUUGGGCUCCAAGGUAUUUUUCCUGUGGGGAGGCUUCUGCUGCAUUUGCAUGGCCUUUGUUCAUUUCUUCAUCUACGAGACAAAGGGUCUCUCCUUGGAACAGGUCGAUGAGCUGUACGGCAAAGUCUCAAAGGCCUGGAAGUCUAAGGGCUUUGUUCCCACUGUUCAUUUUACCGAAUUGCAAGCCCUUGGAGGCGACGAGGCUCGCAAGCGAAGCUUGGCUGAUCUUGAGAACGUCGCACAGAAGAAAGGGUCUGUCGUUGAGCAUAAAGAUGUAGUUUGA
Messenger RNA from Exophiala spinifera, 1605 nucleotides. RefSeq lists its product as uncharacterized. The transcript is spliced from 4 exons. Lineage: Eukaryota; Fungi; Ascomycota; Eurotiomycetes; Chaetothyriales; Herpotrichiellaceae. Gene Ontology annotation, molecular function: carbohydrate:proton symporter activity. Gene Ontology annotation, biological process: transmembrane transport; carbohydrate transport. The record is from RefSeq and is a predicted model, not a curated record. The coding region runs from base 1 to 1605 and encodes 534 amino acids. Gene Ontology annotation, cellular component: membrane.